AUGCGGCUCCCCGUCGAGAUCCAGGUUCAAAUCAUCGAGGCUGCGGUUCAAACCAUACCGAUCGCAGACUUGGUCCAAGCACGACUCGUCAACAGCUUUUUCGCGGAGGAAAUAAUGACCUGCCUUAUGCGAAGCCCCCGCCUAGAAAGCGACGGCUUUGGCUUCCGAGAAGACGACGAUUCACCCUUUGUUUAUGAUAUUGGCCGAAAUAAGUCUCACGAGACAUGGUGGUAUAAAUUUCCCCGCCGCUACAAAUGUCAAUACCUUCACCACAAGGUGAAGCGAGAUCUGCACAGCCGGUGCGCAUUUUCCGCGUUUGUCCAUAAGCUCCUUGAGCUGCCGCAUGAGCCACGUACGCCCAAAGAGGAACACGAAUUGGUCGAUAAGUUGAUUGAUGCAUGGAUAUGCGGCAAAUUCUAUCGAAUUCGUGAUCUCGUCGAUCCUAAUCGCUGUGAGAAGUAUUUCCAGGACCAUCAAAUGUCGAGCCUCACCCGCCCAAGAUAUGGACCCUGGGAGCCCUUCGAAAUAACAAUGUCUGCUGCACUUGCGACCAGCGCAAUUAGGAGAGGCGACUACGUUGAGCUAAAAGCCCUCCUUAGCCAUCAUAAAGACCUUGACACCUACCGUUAUACACCUGGCGGGGUCUUGGGUCGCGCAAGUGGCCGUUUUGGUGGUAUCUGUCCACUAGACCUCGCAGCUAAACGGGCUUCAGCCGAUAUUGCCAAAGUCCUAACCACGAACCAGUGUCACUCGGAAUAUAUCACCAGUAAAUACGGCUACACAGACCGCAUGUUAACGGUGGCUACAAAAGCCGGGAACCGAGAGGCCUUGAAGGUCUGGAUUGACCACCUGAAGAGCACUGGGGGCAGCCUUUACGAAAAUCUUCAUUCGGCUGUCAGAGGAGCUAUCCUGAUUCAAAGGUGGGAUAUGGUGGAUUUCCUUGAAAUGGAGUGCGGGGUUAUUUUCACCGAGACCAAGAUUGAGGCGCAGGUUGAAUCUCUCGCACUAGCCAUUCUCUCCAGAAGAGUGGAUACGGUACGAGAGAUUCUUGACCAGGGUGGCUUCGACAUCAACACAAAAACAGAGCAGCGCCCCUAUGGGGUAAUGUUUACAGCACUGUUGGAGAAACCGACGAGUUUGCCAAUUAUGAAUCUCCUUCUGGAUCAUGGGGCCAAUCCCAAUGAAUCCCACCUAAAAACGAAACUACUUCCAUUACAUAUUGCGGUGAAGAAAGGAGAUGUUGGGUUGGCGAGAGUGCUGGUGGAGCAUGGCGCCGACAUCCGAGCUGCGUCUCUUGUUCCUGUGAAGAAAGGCAAGCUGCAUCUGUUGCUUUCGGCCGCCCAGCAAAGGUCUACUCCUCUGAUCCAAUUCCUGCUUAUGCAGGGCAUGGAGAACUCCUUUACGUCGCAAGGGAAACGGUGGGAGGUGAAGGAAAGUGCAUUGCCAAGAGGCGCCAAUGAGAGGGUCGGCUACGAGUUCGGAUCGUACGUGGCUGUCAUACACUUAUAA
Messenger RNA from Penicillium subrubescens, 1509 nucleotides. Its product is annotated as ankyrin repeat domain-containing protein. The coding region runs from base 1 to 1509 and encodes 502 amino acids. The record is from RefSeq and is a predicted model, not a curated record. The transcript is spliced from 2 exons. Lineage: Eukaryota; Fungi; Ascomycota; Eurotiomycetes; Eurotiales; Aspergillaceae. Gene Ontology annotation, molecular function: protein binding.